Odobenus rosmarus divergens (Pacific walrus) is the source of this 3611-nucleotide messenger RNA. RefSeq names its product Nedd4 family interacting protein 2 (gene NDFIP2). Gene Ontology annotation, biological process: ubiquitin-dependent protein catabolic process; positive regulation of protein ubiquitination; metal ion transport. Gene Ontology annotation, cellular component: Golgi apparatus; perinuclear region of cytoplasm; endoplasmic reticulum. The record is from RefSeq and is a predicted model, not a curated record. Lineage: Eukaryota; Metazoa; Chordata; Mammalia; Carnivora; Odobenidae. The coding region runs from base 75 to 1094 and encodes 339 amino acids. The transcript is spliced from 8 exons. Gene Ontology annotation, molecular function: WW domain binding.
UAGACAGUUCCCCGGACUCGUCUUACUUUUCCAUCUCCUCCCACCCAGCCCAACCUCCCCUGCUUGCGACGCGAAUGGGACGCCUGAGGACCCAACGAGCAUGCGCAACCAUUCCGAGCAUGCCCAGUAGCGCGCGCGUCGUUCUGGGGCUUCACUGCGCGGUGGCCGACGCGGAGGAUUCCGCGGCUGCUGCGGGAGCGACAGGAAGUGAAGCGGCCCGUCCGGGCGACCGCGGCGGCAGAAACAGAGGCGGAAGGGGCGCUGCGGUGACGACGUCGGCGACGACGUCGGCGACGGGGGUGGACGAGGGGGUCGAGAACCGAGACGACUCGCCCGCUCGGAAGCCGGAUCCCGAGCCGGGCAGGAUGGAUCACCACCAGCCGGGGACUGGCCGCUACCAGGUGCUUCACAAUGAAGAAGAUAAUUCAGAGUCAUCUGCUGUAGAGCAACCAUCAACUUCAAACCCAACACCGCAGAGCAUUCAGACUGCUCCUUCAGCAUCAGUACUUGAAACGGACUCUUCUCCUCCACCUUAUAGUAGUAUUACUGUGGAAGUACCUACAACUUCAGAUACAGAAGUUUACAGUGAGUUUUAUCUUGUGCCACCUCCCUACAGCGUCGCUACCUCCCUUCCUACAUACGAUGAAGCUGAGAAGGCCAAGGCUGCCGCAAUGGCAGCCGCAGCCGCAGAGACAGCUCAGAGGAUUCAGGAGGAAGAGUGCCAACAAAGAGAUGACUUUAGUGAUGCAGACCAGCUCAGAGUGGGUAAUGAUGGGAUUUUCAUGCUGGCAUUUUUCAUGGCAUUUAUUUUCAACUGGCUUGGAUUUUGUUUAUCCUUCUGUAUCACCAAUACCAUAGCUGGAAGGUAUGGUGCCAUCUGUGGAUUUGGACUUUCAUUGAUCAAAUGGAUUCUUAUUGUUAGGUUUUCUGAUUAUUUUACUGGAUAUUUCAAUGGACAGUAUUGGCUUUGGUGGAUAUUUCUUGUACUUGGCCUGCUUCUUUUCUUCAGAGGAUUUGUUAAUUAUCUAAAAGUCAGAAACAUGUCUGAAAGUAUGGCAGCUGCUCAUAGAACAAGAUAUUUCUUCUUAUUAUAGAGACUGCAUCGACCAGACAUUCUUUUCUUAUAUCAAUGUGAAAUUUCCAGAUCAUCUGUAAACCUACAACUUUAAUAGAAGACUACUAAAAGCAGAAGACAAAUUAGUGAAGAAAAGAUAGAUCUUCAAAAUUGAAUAGCAGGAUGGUUUAUGCUUAAAAGCCAUUUCUGUUCAUUCUCUUAAAUAUUUAUAUUUCAUUUGUUUUGCACAUUUGCAUACGUGCCCAUGUAAAAGAUUUGCGUAUACUUGAAAGAAACCAUAAAGUUGUAGCAGUAAAGUCCAGUCAUAUUUGGUUAAUCAGUGUUUGUUAUAAUUGAAGGAGGUGAGUGAGAAACAGUCUUCCAGCAUGUAAAUGCCAUUGACUUCCGACCUGACAUUUAGUAUAAUAAAAAUGAAAUUAUUCAAAUGCUUUAGUUUCUGGCUCCUAGAUUCAUCUAGUAACUCUACACAUGAAACAUCCUUUGUUAUAUAUAGUUUUUGAAACCUGCAGUGCUGAUUAUAGAAGAACUUUGUCAGAUAUUUGAACAUGAUAUUUACAUUAUUAUUUAGCAAACUCUGUAAAUAACCAUGCAUAAAUUACUUUCUGCAUUGUUUUCUUAGAAACUGUCUGGAUAUCUUUUCAAUUAAUUUAAAAUUAAGUGAACUUAAUAUAUAGAGAAAAUUUGGGUGUUAAAGAUAGUUUGUUUUAGGACAGAUUUUAAGAAGAUAUGGGUAUUCCACAUGUCCCUUAUAUAAAAACAUCUUUUCAUUGUUUUCUUUUUAAGGGACAUGCCAAGUUUAGGGAUUCUGUCGAGAAGCUUGGUUUUUAGCGUUGCCAUCUUAGAGAGUCUUGUAGGAAGAGAUUGUAUUAGACAUUAUAUUUAUUUCAUUUAAGACACUUUGGAAAAUUAAUUUUCUGAAUAAGAUUCUCAUUUGCAUUUGUCUUUUAAGAAGCCAAUAAAAGUAUCUUUCACUUAUCAUUGUAAUAAUUUCUUCUUUAGAUGUUUAGUUUGUUAAAUGAAACAAAUCAAAACUUGUACUAAUAGCUUCUUGCUUUAUGAUUGUAGGAUUAACCUAUAAAAAUCAUAUCUUGAAUUCAGAUAUGCAAAAUAAUCUGUUUUUAAGUUACAGAAAUGUGUCUGUGGAAUAUGGGGGUGUGGUUUGUGUGUGUGUGUGUUGCAAGAGUAUGUGUGUAUGUGACCAUUAUUAAAACUGGAAUCUACAUUCAUAAGCUACUACAUUUUGCAAAUCAUUUUAUGUCUCAUCUGUUUUCUUUUCAGUUAUAUUUUUGUUUUUGAAUGCCAGAAUUAAAAAUGGGAAUUAUAUCAUCUUUUAAACUUAAAAGUAAUUUAAUACAGCUAUAGAGUACAUAUAAAAUUGGUUGCUUGUUUAUUAUUAGACACUGACUACUACUAAAAGAUACAUCUAAAACUAUUCAGGGACAUUUUUCCAUUUCUGAAAAAAUAAAUUAUGCUUUAUAACUUCUUUUGUAUUUCUUUGUAUUUUCUGAUUUAUUUCAUUGUCUUUGAUAAAUAAAACAUGCAGUUUUGUUUUGCUAAUUGAGCGUCCUAUUUUUUGUUUUCUCUCAUUCAUUUUCCUUCCCUACAUAGAAUUUUUAUUGUUGAUGGAAGUACCUGUGUUAUACCCCUUGAAGUCAGACUAGCAUGGGGUCAAGAAAACAAAAUAUUUAAUUUAGUUGCCUGAUUUGGAAUUUAAAAUUAAAUUAGAAUGUAUUUAUGAGAAAUGGAAUCUCAUGCUAGGUCUCUUCUUUAUCGCAUAUUAAGUUUCUAUCGACCUGUACUUUGUUUUUUGUGAUAAUUUUUAAAUUAAGCUAUCGUACAUGGUAAUUGUAGAUUACUAGAUGAGCUGUCACAUCACUUUAUUAAAAUGUAACAUUUUAGUUUUUGUGGUAUUUAUCCUUGGUUUCUGAAUAUGGAUGUGUCACUUUUGAUCCAACAUCAAAACCUUCAUUUUUUGUUUUGGUCCCCCCCCCCAAAUCUAUAAGGUUCAAGUGUACAUGUUACCUGAUCCCCUAUAAUUGGUACAAUUCAGUGGUAGCCGUAAAUCUCAUCAUCCAAUUGGGCAUAGAAUAUUAUUUUUAAAACCUUAACAUUCUCUUCCAGAUCUAUCAAAUUCUGCAUACUUCCCUUCAUUUCCUGUGAGCUUGGAUAGAACAGUUGCUGUUGUGUUUUGGGGUUGCUUAACUGCCUUUGCACUCUGUCUUAAAGUUUGAAAAUCAGAAUCUUUGUUAGGGUGUCUAAAUAAUUUUUGAAUGAUUGUGAACAGGGGCUUGGAAAUUAAUGCAAAUAUUUAUUAAAUUAUUUCUAUUAUAUUUGAAUAAGCUAGUUAGGGCUAGGAUAUUAUGUAUUCAUGAAAUCAACUGAAUUUAAGGUAAAAAUACAUUUUUCUGUAUAGUGUGUUCAGGAUUGGAAUUAGGAAUUUAAAAUUAAAAGACAAAUCUUAUUAUACUCAGUUAAAAUAAAAAUCUCUCUUUAAGAGAAAAAAUACUAAUCUCUAUCUAGCCUUUUAUUUUGAGUC